AGGUCUUUCGUUUCCACCGUUGAAGCAGUAUAUUGUCGCGUUUCCUUUACCUUUUCGCUGGUUGUCUACUUCCAGCAGUUCACGCAUUGCAUAUAGUUUUUCCUCGUUCUCGAAGACAGCAUGAUACACUGAUUUUUAGUUUUCGUCAUCGCGAAAGCUUUUUGAGUCCUGACUGGUCCUAAAUAAGCCACGACCCAGCUGCUAGUAGUUCUUUUCGCGGCGUGCUGCACAGGUUUUUUUUUUGGAGUUAUAAGCAGCGCACUUUCAUCAAGUUGUCACAAGCCCAAGAUGCGGAAUUUUCUUCUCCACACCCUGUGCUCGGUGGGUGGCAGUACGGUUCUUGCGCGGCGAGCAAACAAACCACUGCCGACCGGUAUGGGAGUGUCAGGAUUGAAAUCGACAGAGUUGAAAUAACUUGUAAUGCAUAAAAUCGAUACCAGUUGGAAGCCCAAUUUCUAAGCGGCGCAUGACAAAUUUCGGCACCGUCUAGAUCCAGUCUGUCAUGCUGCUUAGAUAGGGACAGAAGGCGCCUUUUGUCAUGCUACUUCGGCAGCUCUAUCGCAGACCCCAAACACGCUGACAGUCGGCCUCACUUGCCAUCCCUGCAAGAGAGGCACUCCAUGCUUUGCAAUUUAUGCAUGAGAAAUUAUUUCAACUUUGUCGAUUUGAAUCCUGACACCUCCAUGGCCGGCCUGCAAACGCCGACGUCAAGCAGUGAAACCAGCACCACGCCAACUAGUGCCUAUGAACUGCAAAUAUGUCUGGGUCUGGAAGGAUCCGAACUUGUGAUGCGUGUUUCGGAUCCUACAAAGAUCUGUGAUGCAUAAACGUGCAAAAGGUGCCCACUUCUGGCCAUGCUGAGAAGGCAUUUCUCAUGCAGAAUACGCAUCAACAAGGAGCUGCAGAACCUGUGAUGCUAGGCCCUGCAUUCCCGACGUGGGGGAGCUUGGAAAAACUGCAUGACAAAUCUCGGAGUCUCCCAGACCCAGACAUUUUUGCAUUUGAUAGUGCCACCCCGCCAACGAAAGGCGCCGGCGGGUCAUCUUCCUCAAAAAGCAAAACGACCGGCGAAGGAGCAGUAGAGCAGCAUCGUGAUGUGCUGGAACAACUGCAGCCGGGAGUAGCAGGAACUACAGGUCGUGGGGAAGCCGCACCUGCUCCGUCAGCUUCCUCCCGAAGACACCACGUGGCGAAUCCAAAGCCGAUUCGCACACCGUCGCCGGAUGAGCGUGGAAGAGGACGGCCGCCAGGAGGAGCGAAUAGGGUCGUGAAAGAAGAUCAUUUUGGAGCCGCUAAUUCCGCAGGAGCCCCUUUGCGGGGACCACUACACCAAGCUACGACGGCUUCGUCCACGACUUCGGGAGAGCAAACCCCGCAACAGCGCGGGAGGCAACGCGGUUCGGCGGGGAAAGGGUAAAUGUAGGAUAGUAGGGUUAAAGUGUGUAGAAGAAAUAUUCUUUCUCCGUUUAUUUCAUUUUUGCCUGCUAAAGCACUGCUGCUGGGGCGCGAUUCUUUGCGCUUUGCUUCAUAAGUUUUUAAAUGCCUCAAGACCCCCCGGGGAACAAAAUGUUGACGUCAAAUAAACAGUUCGGCACCGCAAGCCGCAUGGAACGCGACCCCAAAAGCGCGCACAAGCACGGGUGCAAGUACGUGGACCUCCAGCCCCAAAGCGGGCGGAAAUAAAGGCGCAACUACGACUCGGCCUUUGCUUCAGGAACACGGCGAACCUGGUGACGCGGAGCAAUGGCCGUCCCUCGGCGGAGGCUUGCCGCGGCAGCAGCAUGCUGCCGGGCCCUCUGGUGGUCGGAGGUCCCCGGCCAGCAGCAGCACCACGACCAGCGCCGCAAACACGCCAGCAAACCGCGGCCGGGGAAGGACUACCGCGUGGAGUACGGCGGCGUCAGCAGGCGGAACCGGAAGGUCCUCCACCGCUUAUAAAAACAACCACGACGAGCAUAUUGUAGCUCCGACCACCAAGGAAGAGGAGCACGCGCUGCUCGAGCAAGCGCAACGCGAGUCCCAGCGCGAUUAUCUGAUGCAGGAGCUGAGGGACUUUAACGCCGCGAUAGCCCGAGAACUCGGUGCGGGCCAACAACAGAGACAACUCCAGCAGCAAGUAGGGGGAAUAGCAUCAAAUGUUAAUAAUUUGCCGACCGCUUCUUGGGCGGCCUCAAGCCCAGUAGAGCACCACAACGCGGUGCUCCUUGCGGAGCAGGUCAAAAACGCGUGGACGAGUACACCAACAAUGGCCCACCAACAGCAGAUGCAGCUCUCGCCGCAGAGUAUUGCAACGCAGCCACCGCUGUUGCAGCCCAGUCCCCACCACGCGGGAUCUUCGUUCCCGGAGCAGUUUGCCGGCAUGCUGCAGUCGCCCUCGUUACAGGGGCCCGGAGGAAUUACAUCAACCGGUCAUCUCAUGGUGCCCUCUCCGGCGGCGCAGGCGCAGGAUUUCCAGCAGCAGGGAGGAAUCAUACAGCAAUCCCUUUUGCAGUACGCGGCCAACAGUGCGGAGACGACACCUCAAAAUGCCGGGCGCAUGAUGAGUGGCGCAUCUCCCGCGGGGGCUGGUGCCCAGAUGCAGUUCGCACAGAGUCAGCAGCAAAUGGCGGCCGCAGCAGCUGCACAACAGCUUCAGGGCCAACCGCAGCAAAGUUCUUACCAGGUGCAGACCUACGUGGCGAGCCCGGUGGCGGCGGGUAACGGGAACAUUGUGCCCGUUUUUAUGCCCAUUGCCGCGAUGGAAAUGGCAGCGGGCAUUUCUAGUACUACAACCAUGGGAGUUGUAGACCAGCAGCAGCAGCAGGAUGUGAUGUACAACACGCCUCAGCUGCAGCAACAGAUGGCACAACAACAACAGCCACUCGCGUCGUCGAACAAUGUUAAUGUGCAACAGUCCUACGAGCAUUUGCAGCCUACUUCGCCGCACAUGCAGCCGCAACCGGCUAUAGGCCCGUACGGAACUACUAGUGGCGCACCGUCAACUCUACUGCCAAUGCAGAUGCAGCUACAACAACUUCCCAGCAGCAGCGCGACGAGCCACGGCGCGAUGGGAACUGUGAUGCAGCUGGACCAAUCCUCGCCCGCGUCAAGCUCGUACGCGGGCAACACACCGAUGCUUUCCAUGCAGCCAGACCCGCUGUACGGCGGACCGGUGGAUUUUGCGCUGAAUGGGGUUGUCAUGGGCAGCACCAUCCACUCUGACUGUACCACGCCUUCCCUGGGACACAAAUCGGGCGACAGCUGCGCACUGGGACCACCUUCCGGAGGUGGCGGGCUGGGGUCCGGUCAGGAGCUGCAGGCCAGUUCAUCGGCGAAGGAGAAGACCAUUCAGGAUAUCACUCCCCCCGUAGUGGACCUCGGCAACUACGAGACGGAGCAAGGUUUCAUGCUGGGUGAUCUGGAACAACCUCUGUCCCGGUCUUCUGUCCGCUCCAGCGCGGGGAUGAAUCUGUUGCUGCAAAACAGCGGGGUUGCGGCCGGAUUCGCGCCAUCUACAGCUACAACCGGUGGUGCCGGAACAUCAACCUCAAAGCAGAUCGCGUCCACCUCUCGGACAAGCAGCAAGCACCAGGUUUUCGAUGGAACACCACCAGCAGGCAGCACUUCAGAGCUCCUGCAAGAAGUAGACCAUUCCUCCGGGCAGAACAGCGGGGGGAAACAAACCUCUUCCGGCGGUUCGGUUGCCGCCGUGGACGCGCGACUCAGCCAGAAUUUGACGUCCAAUUUUCAGGUGGACGACGUGGUCCGCACGCUGCGGGAGAACCAGGCGGCGACGACGCAGAAGGAGCGCAUGUACAACGACCGGGUAGGUACGUUAGAGGAGCAGGAGCAGGCCUUGAUCCAGCAAAUGCAGAAGCUGCAGCUGGAGAAGGCGGAAGCCAUCGCGCAAGCGGACCGGGCGGCGGCCGUGAACGAGCGGUUUACGGACAAAAUCGCCAUGCUCAUCGACGGCAAGCAGGACGAGGAGGAUGCGCAGAUCGCACGGCAGCUCGCGGAAGGAAAUCACCAGCAUGAGCCUGCUAGUGUGUCUGCAGCUGGCGUUGUUCCUGCAAACGAAACAAAUGAGAGCACCACCCUGAAUGUUAAAAAUCAUUCAGAAACCAGUCGAACAACAGCUGCGGCGACCGGCAUAACCAGCAGUAAAGGUGAUGGCAAGAAUUAUGCCACCGCGUCUUCUACAACUUCUGCGAGCGGAAUGAAAACUAGUGUGGCAGUGGGAGCCCCCACAGCUUCUCCUUCUGCAGUCGGGGAAAUAAAAGCGGCAGUAGCUCCGUCUAUAUCCUCCUCGUCAACAUCACAGAAGAAUGCACUAGCGAGAACAAUCUCUGCAGCGGUUCAUCCCGUUGCUCCCCAGACCGACGUGGCCUUCGAUCUGUUGGUAGAGCAGGUCAAGCGCGAGGAAAAGCGCAACCCGCGCGCUGUCUCCAUGUUCCCCGCAUUGGGGACGGACCGUCCGAUGUGCGUGCAGGGUACAUACCACCACGAAAUCACCGGGCUAUUCGAGGAAGGCACGGUACUAAGUACAUUAGCCCUACAGUAGUUUUUGUGAAAAAUGAUAAAGUAAGCAGUUGGAUUUUAAUAUUCUGCAUCGUUGGUGAAAGCCGCCACGACCUGCUGGUCACGAGUAUAGCUGCUGCUCCCGCUGCAAAUUUCACGUUGCUAUUUUAAGUGUAAAUUAUAUAUGACAUGACGAAUGAAGUACACAACAAGACCAAGAUCAAGACCCAGUAAAAUAAACAUAUUGAAACUACAGGUUUGGGUUUUCGUGCAGCUCGCCGAACAUCCGUUAUUCGGGAGCGUGAAUAGCAGCCGGGAACCGCAAUACCAUGCGAAGUAUGAGGCUUGGCUCGAGGCAGGUAUCCAGCAACAUCAGCAGGACCUUAGUUCGAGCGUGUUGUACUGCCGCUAUUUGAUGUCCUAUAAUUUUUUCGAGCGUGUUCAUAAAUAUAAAUGUGAUGCUGCCCUAGUUCGUUCUGAUUCCAGUCGACAAGCACAAUGUACUUACAUCCAUAACUGGUCUUGAAAUGGUGUAUCGUCCACCCGAUGGACAUGAUCAUCUAUCAGCUCCGUAGUGUGAAUAUGUAAUUACUUAAAUUUGUGAGAAACAACAUCAACGACACAACCCAGGCCCGAGCGCGGCGUCGCGCCGAGAGCCGCUCACCGUCGCGCAGUCCGGUGACACGCGGAAGGAGGGCGAGCUGAAAUUCCGGUUCCGGUGGUUCGGCACGGAAGCGGAGGUGAAACUUUCGGAGCAGCUUAUCAAAUGUAAAAAUGUCUGGGUCUGGAAACUUGUGAUGCUGUGUGGCGUAUCAUGAGGAGGCCACAAUUGCUGGCUCAGCAUGACAAGUUUCUGAGGAGCUUCUAGGUGUUGCCUAUUCUGCAUGACAAACUACGUUUCUGCAUGACAGAAAAGUGGGGCUCUUUGGUAAUGUGCAUGACAGAUUUAAGAGUCAUGCCAGACAAGCAUGACAAACUUGCAUUCUUCCAGACCCAGACAUUUUUACACUUGAUACAGCUCGUGUGCGCCCGAAACAACCAACUCGCCCUAUCAGAAGGAAAAAUCCCCCCUCCCCAUAUCGAAAUGGAAAUCUGUGAUGCAGGAUUUGAGGUACCAAAUUGACUUGUCAUGCUAGAAGGCCAAGAGCCGCAGUCGUGGUCUCGUUUGCAGGCAAUUUGUCAUGCUGUUUCCCACUCUCAGCUGCCUCCUGUCAUGCUGAAGAUGCAAGGCUCCCCCACGCCACCCAGCACUACAGUCCGCAUCUUUUCCCGUGUAGCAUGACAAAGCUGAUUUGUGACAACAAAUCUGCAUCACAGAUUUCAGUUUUGAUAUGGGGAGGGGGGAUUUUUCCUUUUGAUACGCCCUGGACGUGGAAGUCACUGCCGACGCGAUUGGGCACAGCGAGCAGACCGCCUCGGCGAGUGGCGUAAUUUUAGACUUGAUCCAGGAGAAACCGGCGGAGCUGGCGCGAAAAGAGCGGAAGCGGUCUCUCUCUCGCGACGCGCGCCGAAUCUCGCACCGGUCGGUACCAGCGCGGGACCGACACGGUGCGCAGAACACCGAGAUUUCAUCCCGCGCGUAUGACAGUGCACAACUCCACCCCCUCCCCCGCAUUUGUAUAGCAUGAGUGGCAAUAAGAGCAUCAGCAAGAGUGCCGGUUCUGCAUGACAAUUCUGCACUGGAGUGUAGUGCUAUUUGGGCUAGUGCCAGAACUUGUCAUGCAAACAGCGCCAAGAGGCAAGGGGUGGAUUGGAUAUUUUGCACGACAAACUGUGAUCGACGAUUACCAGUUGUGUCGCUGGUCCUGUGCCAGUCGUGGGGCAUGUUCGGGUGUUCCGGGCAGUGCUCAGUGCACCCCUCGGACCCCGCACCCCCCCGGGAUUUAGUUGCGCAGUCUGUUAAGCAUGACAAAUAAGGGGGAGGGGGAGGUGUGCACUGUCAUAGCGCGCGCAGACGUAACAUGAGAGAGGACCGGUCCCGAGAUCCGCCACCGCAAAGAGCGAUGCGCCCUUCAAGGGCGGCCGAUGUUGAAACCACAGCUCCGGCUGCUGCUGGCGGUACUAGUACUUCCUCGACGGCCAGGGGCCUACCGCCGCCCGCCGCGCUGCUCGCGCUCAGCACCGCGGGGGCGGCUGCCGGCACGAGGUACUUAUCAAUAAUUAAAGUACUUACCCACAGACAGUUUCUACGGGCGAUUUUUCUCAACAAGCUGAGAAUGGCAUAUAUCAGUUCAUUUUUCAGACCGUUCAGAAGAAAUUCAGUUCAGAAGAAAUUCUUCUUGCAGAAGAUAGAGGUCAUGAGACUCAUAGGAAAAAAUGAAGAAAAUUCGAAAGAGUAAAUGAAUACUAUCGUGCAGGCCCGGCUUUUACCCACCUACCGGGACGAGCACUUCUAUCACCAGCCCGCCGGCACCAGUCGGACCCGGAGCGGUAUUAAACUCCUCGGACGGAGAAGAACUUCAGCCACGACGAACUACACCGGUGAAGAUUAUUCGGACCUUCGAAGCUACCCUGCAACUCCCCGGCAGUGCGGGCACGGAGACGUUUGAAUUUACCGAAGAAGAGAUGGAGAGCAUGACGGUGAAAGACCUGCGCGACCGACUCUCCGCUCGGCUGCGCGGGGAAGUGGUCAGGAGGGGCAGUAGUGACAGCCACGGGGUGGAAACGAGAGUCUACUCGGACAGAAUAAAGCAGUCGGCCCUGAAACGCAUGCAGUUUGAGGAGGUUUCGCGGCAGUAUAGCAGUAAAAUAAAUGCUUCGUCGAGUGUGGUAGGUGCAGGCGGGGGCAAGAAUGCGAAGAAUCAACACAAUCAUUCGCGCACCGUCGACGCAGCAAACGCCGAAGCGGCCGAGGCCUUCCUGGAGCAGUUCCACCAUUAUGCGCCCAGGGAGGAGGAAGAAUACGACAAAGCCAUUGCCGCGGGGCGCACUGACGUGCCAAAGCCAAAAAUGAUUCGGUAUGAAAAUUUUUACUUUCAAGCAAAUUUUCUCGCGUCGUGUGAGAAUUGAUUGUGAACCUUUGAGGUUGUAGUUGAUACUCUAGUAUCAGUACGGAUAAUCUUCUGUGCUAGAAGUUGCUUCGGAAGUUGUAGUAGAUAACGCUAGAUUCGUGAAGAAGAAGAAGAAGAAGAGGCAUAUCCUGAUCAUCCUCUUUGGAUCACGAUUUAUUUCUUGCUACAUAAAUUUAAAUACACCAGGCUCGAGCUUUUGAAGGAACGAUGGCAGGACAAGCUGUGGCAGUUUUUCCAGCCUGAUCGACUGCACUUGCUGCACGAGAGGUUCGAUAUCAAAUGUAAAAAUGUCUGGGUCUGGAAGGUUGGAGCUUGUGAUGCUAACUCUGGACUCUAAAAAAAUCUGUAUUGCAUGAUCAGCGAACAGGAGUCUAGUUUGUGCUACACGGGGCGGGCAUUUUUUGUCAUGCGGAAUCGGCAUCAGGAAGCCCUCUAAAAAUCUGUGAUGCUAGGUCAUGCAUUACAGACAUCCUGGGUCAUGCAAAAUAUGCAUGACAAACCCAGCAAUCUUCCAGACCCAGACAUUUUUGCAGUGAUAAUCGAUCCAAACACGCAAAAGCUGGUGAAACACGAAAUCAAAAAAACCGCGGAGAUAUGGAUUGCAAAAAUGUCUGGGUCUGGAAGAUUGCCAGGUUUGUCAUGCAGAUUCUGUAUGAUCCAUGACGCCUGUGAUGCAUUAUCUAGCAUCACAGAUUUUUAGAGGGCUUCCUAAUGCCUAUCCCGCAUGAGAAAUGCCGUCUGCGCGUAAGACAAACUGGACUCCUGUUGCUGGUCAUGCAAUGCAGAUUUCUUUGGAAUCCAAAGACAGCACUACAAGUUCCAACCUUCCAGACCCCGACAUUUUUACAGUUGAUAGGAGAAGCGACUGCGAGACUUCGUAGCAUUUGACAAGCCACCGGUGGUGGUGAACAAAACCGAUGAGGCCGCUGACGAGGGCGACGUCACCACGGAAAAGUUCUUUCUGCAAACCAUUUUCGUCGAUUGGGGGCGGUUUCGGCUCAAGCUCGUACCUGCCGACAUGACGCCGGAGGUCCGGAUAUCCUGUGUAAAGUAGACGAGUGCCCACCCAAAAUCUUUUUCAUGCAAAUGUUGUUCUGCAUGUGCCUGAAGUUGUGUUUCUUCUGCGCAGGCCGGUGAGGAUAGCCUUUCCCUUUUCUCAUGCUAAGUAUCUGGGAGCUGGUUGUCACUAUGCUGCAAGAAGCGUCGGGUGAGCGAUUCGAAGAUGCGGCUGGUGCACUGACGCUAGCUAAACACGAUGAGGCUCCUGCGAUCCAAAUGUUGUCCUGCGGAAGAGCCAACACAUGAGGUUGUUGAUUUGCAUAUUACAGGAAGGUCCCCAUCAUAUUAGGUGAGUCUGGUGCAACAAAGUGGGCGACGUUUUUGCACAGGAUACGCUAACCAGUUGAAAAAGCGACGCGAGAGCUUGCUCUGGGGAAAAAACUCUCACAUGUCGCACUUCCAGGCCAUGCGGAUCCUGCAGGAAUUCCCCGAGCUUUUGGUUCCCGAUAGUUCAUCGUCCACCGGGGUGGAAAUUACGGAGGAGAAGUUGGAAGAAAAAGUGAGGGAGCUGAACACCUCGCUGGACCCAGUCACAAAGGAGCGGGACGAGAAACGAGUUUUGCUGAAAAAAGCCCUGUCUGACUGGAAAACCGUCUUGCACCCCGGCUACCAGCAGGUGUCCCGGCAGCACAGAACUCACAGAACUCCGCAAGUGCAACAACUGCUGGACGCAAAGUACCGACUGCCCAAAUCGCUGCACGAGUGGCUGCUGACGACCAAUCAGCAAGGGAAGAAGACCUGGAGCCAACUCGCGCUAAACAACAUCUUUUCGGACAUCCACGCGACGCAAAAAGUGUUCAUGCGACGAGGUGGUGGAGGACAAGCACAGGGGGCGUCGUCAUCUCAUAAUAGUAGUAAUUUUCAGGGCGGUGGUGCAACUAGUAGUUCCUCGGUCGCAGGAGCUGCUGGCUCAAUGGGACACCAAGCGGGUGGUCGCCGGCUGCCCACUGCAGAGCCGGACGAGGAAUCCGAGCCGAUGGCGACAACAGGAGGGGUUGUUGCCGCGGCGUCUGCGGCACAACAGUCCGCUCCCCCGUCGGGAUCUCACAAGAGGUCCAAGUCUGCGAAGCGGCGCAGUCGGGAACAGAACGCGAAAAGGCGUUCGAAGGAACAGGUAUCGCAAAACGCAGAGGAGGAAAGUAGAAGUGGAAGAAGCGCAAUGUCAAUUUCAUCUGCUCCUUCGACUUCGAGGCAAGAGCCGGAUAACAACUCGGAAGAAACCGCCACCCCGGAGGAGGUUCUUGCCAUGGAAGUAGAUGAACAAGAUGUUGGUGCAAGAACAGACAAAAACCGGACCGGGACUGCCAAUGCGCAGCAAAGGGCGUCUCGGCCGCGCGGAAGGGAACCCGUACGAGCGACAGGAGCAGCUUCGUCCCAACAGCAGCAACUUGUAGCUCCUCCCGUGGAAGUUGUAGAUGAUGAUGCUGACGACGACGAUAAAAACGACACACCACAGCAACAAGCACACGAAGAACAACUACAUCAACCUCGUUCAUCCGCCUUGACAGCAGUAGACCAGCUGAGAGCACAUUUGUUCGCGAUGUGGCAAAAGGAGAAGCCGGAAUCUCUACUCGUAGAAGCGGAGAAGGUACUGCAUCCGUGGAGCGAAAAGUUUAUGCACUGCAAAAAUGUCUGGGUCUGGAAGGUUGGAAGUUGUCAUGCUAAAUCUGAAUCAUGCAAAAAUCUGUGCUGCAUGAUUACCACAUGCUGUCCCCUUUUGAUCAAGUUCAGAGGCAGUUUCCCAUGCAGGAUAGGCAUGAUAGUUAUCUCACGGAAUCUGUCAUGCUAGGUCCCGCAUUCCAGACCUCAUGGGUCAUGGAAAAUCAGCAUGACAAGUUUACAUUCUUCCAGACCCAGACGUAUUUGUUUUUCAUAGAGCUGGGCGGCCUGCAAUACGAGGAGGACGUCGCAGAUUGGCAGGAGUGGGUAAGAGAGGUGCUCUACGAACCCAGGAAACAGAAGGUGAAGCAGGAGAAAAAACAAAAGAAAGGGAGUGCAGCUGCCGCAACUGCAGGAGGAAGUAGUAGCAUUGGCAAGUAUCAGGACGACGGUAAUAAUGUUGAUAUCCUGUGCAAAUAAAGCAUGGCACUGGUGUGGAAGGUCGCAACUACUACCCUGAAUGUUGACAGUAAUGUACUUUCCAUUAUACCGAGGUAUGCUUAUGCAUGGAUCAAAUUUUGGGCAUGGAAAUUCUAUUUUCUUUCUAUCAUGAUGGAAGAGCCCUUGUCAUGCGAGUUUGCCUUAGUGCGUUGCUUUUGCUUUUGCGAUGCAUAAACGGCAAUGACCAGCAACUCGAAGCGGAAAAAGCCUACUUGAAGGAGGUGCUGAAUGUUGCGUCAAAACUGAAGAAACAGCUGCCGAUGCGAAGUAAGUUUCUGAUUUCCAUAUGAGAAAAAUUGUCUUAUUUUCAACCCGUCUUUCGGGAUAAGUUGCCCCUUUUAAUACGUGGCCUUUGUUCCUGUCAUCGAUUUGAUAGAUACAGAGCUUUAAAAAUAUUUUGUGCAUGAUCUUCUUCCCGUUCAUCUUGGAAGGAAGUUCUUCUCCUGGUGCUCCGAAAAAUUGAUAUAAAUCUAUCUAUCAGGGAGUAGAUCGCAAGCCCGCUCGAAAUCCCGGGAUCGGGGUGUAGGUCCGGAGCGAGGUGGUCGCAAUCCGCGGGAGCCGUCACGAGGUCGCGUGGCGCAGCGAGAAAGAGCAGAAAGACGGCAGAUGCAAGAAGAACAAGACGCAGAAGAUGACGCGGUAUGUUUUUUUCGGUUGGAGUGCAACUCGAAGAACUUUUUGCGCCACAUUAUGACAAAUAAAAAAGAUCCUUUUUGUUCCAUCAGGAGAAAUAAAAGCUAAACCGCACAAUACUAUAAACACAAAGGUUCUCGACGCGGCCGAAGCGCAGGCAGCACAGGAACGCACUGGGACUUUUGCACCGAGGGCGCUCUUGCAGAAAGUUGGUGGUUGGUUCGGUAACUUAAGAGGUGGCGGAACUGACGACAGUAGUCGAGGAGGAAAUCUUCCUGCGCCGUAAUUUUGUAGAUUAAGAGUUCCGCGACGAGUGGUUGUUCAGGGUCUUGCUUUUUCAAAAUGAUCUAUAAUCAUUCUACUGAAUUGCAAAUCUAGCAGGUUGCGCAGCUGCUGUGACGAGCAAACGCGCAGCGAUAUAGUUACGAUAAGAUUUUUAAACUUGAAAGCAUGCGCAUACAAAAAUGCACAAGCGUCUUAAUACAACUUUUACAACAAUGAACGAGAGGGAUAAAAAUGAGAAAGAUACUGUAGCUGUAAAGGAUACAAGCACAACAUCAACAAUGAACCGCGCUACUAGAAGAUGAACCGCACGGGAUCAUCAUCAUUCUGCAGUAGUGCUCUGCUUGCUACUCGAGCUGCUGGGCAGAAUUUUUAGGAACACUAUCACUGCCCUAAAUUCAAGGAGCGACGACCAAGGCGGUGAGCUAUGCAUAUGAUAAGUACAACCAUAAGUCUGACGAAGGGAAAGAGCCACCUGCUGGCGCCCAUGCCUCUUGGGCUCAUCAUACGACGUCAGAGGUGAGGUGAGGCCACUUGCAUCUUCAGGUAGUUUUUUUUUAUCUGCAGGCUUGACUUCUUCUUGUAGAAGACAGUCAGCCAGAGUCUGUUUAAGUACUAGACUACCUUCGUCAAUAUUGCUUUUCUACGCACAGCAUGUCUUCCAUAAACACCUUUUUGGUUUUUCUCCGUUAUUUAUGUUUUUUGUCUGAGAAUUUAGCAAAGCCCCUGAAGUAGGAAAACAGCACUGGCCACGCGCCAGUUAAGAAUAAAGAGGUACGUCAAGAACUGCUCAUCAUAAAAUUAUUUGCAUCUAUUUUGCGCGCUUGCACGUGCAUUGGAUUUAUGAGGUUUUUAGUACAAAAAAUCAGAACACGGUGUAGCUCCAUCAUUUUUGUUGCGAAGCAUGCGAAACGUAUUUUUCUGUGCUCAAGAUAAAGAUGAAGAUGAACCACUUCAUCAACUUUCAGGUUUCACCUUGCGAAAAGAAAAUUGCAGACAGAUCGUGGUGGCGCCGUUCUUGCAUUUUUGCUACGCAGGGCUUCUACUAUGAU
Molecule: messenger RNA, 12634 nt
Organism: Amoebophrya sp. A120
Lineage: Eukaryota; Dinophyceae; Syndiniales; Amoebophryaceae
Source: the annotation of a GenBank genome assembly